Calidris pugnax (ruff) is the source of this 6835-nucleotide messenger RNA. RefSeq names its product SWI/SNF related, matrix associated, actin dependent regulator of chromatin, subfamily d, member 3 (gene SMARCD3). Bases 1280 to 2650 code for a protein of 456 amino acids. Lineage: Eukaryota; Metazoa; Chordata; Aves; Charadriiformes; Scolopacidae. Gene Ontology annotation, cellular component: nucleus; SWI/SNF complex. Gene Ontology annotation, biological process: regulation of transcription by RNA polymerase II. The transcript has 14 exons. The record is from RefSeq and is a predicted model, not a curated record.
CGGUCGGCUCCUGCCGCUCGGCUCCCCGCUGAGCCGGAGGCUCGAACACCCCGACGGCUGGCGCGCCGCUCUCCCUGUUCUUCCCGUCGGACUCGGCGUCCGCAGUUGCGGCCGGCCGGCCGGCACCCACCGGGUGUCCCCCUGCGCCCCCGCAUCCGCCGAGCUGUGGUAGCUUUUGCGUCGCAGGGACCCAGCUGGCUUGGAGAAGCAGGCAGAGCGGGGAAGUGCAGUACUCCUUUACCACUCCCCAAAGUGGGCUGCAGGCCUGCUCGGGGCUGAAUAUCCCGAGGGAGGCACCAGCACUCAUCUGGAAUCACCCAGCCUGCCCUGGUAUAGUCCUCUGGAGAGGAGGGUCCUCUUCUUAACACCCUGUCGCUGGAGACACUGCACACCCCGCUGCUCUACUGCGACUGACGACUGUCUCCGGUGCUCCAGGAACAACCACCCUUCAUGCAGGAGAUGGGACCUUUUGAGAGAGAGUAUUUGUCUUGCUGCCUCUAAGCUGCCCCUCAGCUUACAUAGUUCCAGAUACUUUCUCAGGACAAACUGAUCCAUUUCUGUAGGAGAAUAAUGCUCUGCAUGGCCUUCCAGAAGAUCUUGACUUCCCACACAGGCAAACCAUCUUACUUGGGUGCCACAAGAUUGCUACUCCUGCCCUACAUCCUGUUUCCUGGGGCCUGAACUCUCCUCUGUUUCCUCUGUCAGCAUAGCCUCUGGAGGGACCCUGUCUGCAAGUUGCUGCUGGGAAAGACUGAGGUAGAAGUUGAAUGGGGAAUGGAGGAGAAAGCAAGGUCACUCGUCAGUUAGCAUGAUCUAGGGGUGCAUUUGUGCAGUACCCUUGCCUAGUGCUGCCUGCACUGCCCUUCUUGGGGAGACUGGCUUCAUACCACUGCCCAUCCAGGGGAGUCCUGCAGCUUCUGAAAAGAACCAGUUCCUUGGUGCUGCGUAAGGAGCAAUCAACAACCUGCUGUUUACCAUGGGGACACCAGCAUGAGAAACCAGCCCUUCUUCCCUGGCAGAGUCUCCUGCCCUCUGUGAGGAAGAAGCACCCAGCCUGGCCUUGUCCCUAAGGCAGGAACUGGAUCCAAAUGCAUCCUCAGCCUGCUGUCCUAGACCUGUUCCUGCUUCUGGUCAAGGAGAAUACCUGCUGCUAAUUCAUCAUGACAUAAUACCUGGUCUCCUGCCCCAUCCUGUCGGAUAAGUUUCUUGCUUCCUCUUUGUCUCUACACAUGUGACUCUGCGUGUUCAUCAGCCACCUUGUCUGGUACAGCGACCUGGGAUGCCAUCAGGAGCUCGAAUGCCCCAUCAGGGGGCUCCAAUGGGUCCCCCAGGCCCUCCAUACGUCGGAAGCCCCUCGGUGCGACCGGGGAUGCCCCAGGCUGUGAUGGAAACCACAAGGAAACGUGCGGCACCCCAGCAGGUCCAGCAGCAGCAGGUCCAGCAGCAAGUACAGCAGCAGCAGCAAGCCACUCAAAGCCGGACUCGGAGUGCCAAGAGGAGGAAGAUGGCUGACAAAAUUCUCCCUCAGAGGAUCCGGGAGCUGGUUCCUGAGUCCCAGGCCUACAUGGAUCUGUUGGCCUUUGAACGCAAACUAGACCAGACCAUUAUGCGGAAGCGUGUGGAUAUUCAGGAAGCGCUGAAGAGGCCAAUGAAGCAAAAGCGGAAACUGAGACUUUACAUCUCCAACACAUUUAAUCCUGCAAAAUCCGAUGCUGAUGACUCUGAUGGCAGCAUUGCUUCCUGGGAGUUGCGAGUGGAAGGGAAGCUCCUGGAUGACCUCAGCAAACAGAAACGGAAGUUUUCAUCUUUUUUUAAGAGUUUGGUUAUUGAACUGGACAAAGAUCUUUAUGGACCUGACAACCAUCUUGUGGAGUGGCACAGAACUCCCACAACCCAGGAAACAGAUGGCUUCCAGGUGAAAAGACCAGGCGAUGUCAGUGUGCGGUGCACGUUGCUCCUUAUGCUGGACUACCAGCCCCCGCAGUUUAAACUGGACCCGCGGCUGGCCCGUUUGCUGGGGAUACACACGCAGACCCGCUCGGCCAUCAUCCAGGCGCUCUGGCAGUACAUCAAAACAAACAAGCUGCAAGACUCCCAUGAUAAGGAAUACAUUAACUGCGACAAGUACUUCCAGCAGAUCUUUGAUUGUCCCCGGCUAAAGUUUUCUGAAAUUCCUCAGAGGCUUACUAACCUGCUGCUGCCACCAGACCCUAUAGUGAUAAACCAUAUCAUCAGCGUUGACCCAAAUGAUCAGAAGAAGACGGCUUGUUAUGACAUAGAUGUAGAAGUUGAAGACCCGUUAAAGGGCCAGAUGAGUAGUUUUCUUCUCUCAACAGCUAACCAGCAGGAGAUUACAGCAUUGGACAACAAGAUUCAUGAGACAAUCGAAUCCAUAAAUCAGUUAAAAAUACAACGUGAUUUCAUGCUGAGUUUCUCCAAAGAUCCCAAAGGAUACAUCCAAGACCUUCUCCGGUCCCAAAGUAGGGAUCUUAAGGUGAUGACUGAUGUGGUUGGAAACCCAGAGGAAGAACGCAGAGCUGAAUUUUAUCACGAGCCAUGGUCUCAAGAGGCUGUGAGCAGAUAUUUCUACUGCAAGAUCCAGCAGCGUCGGCAGGAACUGGAACAGUCUCUGGGAGUGCGCAACACAUAAGUACCGCUCACAAGAUCCCAUUGGCAUCGUGACCACCGAAACAGUGGACUUUUCAGUGUUACUUAGCUCACUGUUACACAUGGACCUGCUUCCUGACUGGAUGAGAUCGUAUCGUCAACACACCAGUCAGAACACCAGCUUUAAAGUGACCCUUGAAAAUCUUGCCCAUGGGGGGUGUCUCAAACCAUUCCAGGCCAGAGAAAGCACUGUACAAGUGUCUGUUAAAGAAGAUUAAAGGUUCAUUCAUCAAUGCGCAUCAUUAAAUUUUAGUGGAAAGUUCAGACACCACAUAGAAUCACAGGUGGUAUUGAAGGCAGAGGUUGAGAUGUUAUAGGAUGAGGUGUUAUAGGACACUACAGACACUACAGAUUUAGAGAAAUAAAUGCAGUUGUCAUUCUAUAUUAACUAUAGUCUCUAAUAGUAGCUUCUCUGGAAUUAGACAAGAUAGUCUUUUUUUAUAGCUGUGGAAUGCUUUAUAUUCCUGACCACGGAUUUUAUUCCAGCUGGAGCAGUGCAAGAAGCCAUCUCACCGUGUGAAAGAACAAACUAGAAGAAUUUUCAUUCCUGGAAUGAACAGCCCCUCUGGAAGAAUGUAGUAUAGUCAGGACAUCUCUUCUGCAAAUUCUUAAUACUUCCUUUUUCUUUGCCCCUGCAGUGAAAGGUAGACUCAAUUCGGUAUCACUAGAGGGGUAUGAUCAGUGUGCUGUACUGAGAGGAAGGGAAAUAUCCCUUGGAUAAGAGCUUCUUAGGCAUCCUUCAUAUCAGUGAUGUUAGCAAAGACGAGGUUGAAGCAAGAAAUGAGGCAUUCUGAGAAUAUUAAAAUAACUUAAUGGUGCUUUGCUGAUACCUGCCUUGAAAACAGCAGAUACUAACAAUAAGCAUAUAUGUAAAAUACGAAAUUUCUUAAAUGUUUCUCUUGAGUAACUUCUCUAAUUGUUAAGUUGGUGUGUAAUCCAAGAGGCUCACCUUCAUAUAAAGUGGCAGUUUUCUCUUUGCCUAAGAUGUUAACUGAGUCCCUCAAUUGGUCUCAUAUUUUGAUCAUAGGUGAACUGCAUCUUGCUCUGAAUUACUGAGUUCCCUCAUACAUUAUAUGUACUAGUUAUAUAGGAUGCUGUUGCAUUAUAAAGCACUAUCAGCCUUAAAAAGCACAGAGAACAUAUCCCUUGGAAACCAUCUUCUUUGUAAAUGUAUGACAAAUUCAGGCUAUGGGAAUUUACACCAUAUUUACUUGGAAGCAGGGACAUCUUCAUUCAAUCCUUCCCCCCCUCAUUUUUUGUAGUGCAUAGACUAGUUUGUAAUUAAUGGCCCAACGUGAUUUCUAGUCCAAAAAGCAGCCGCCAAAGCAUAACUCUUUGUCCAGAUGAUGUGGUACUCCAAAUCCUCUUUUAGGUUACUCCUUUUUGUCUCCUUUCUUUCACUUCCUUGGAAAGAGAAUUGAAUUCACAUAUGGGAAGCAGCUCUUCUGAAUAACGCUUUUGCUGUGGUAUUAUCCUUUUCUCUUCUGUUGUCUUUGCCAAUUUCUUUCUUAGUUGAACUUAAAAGUUUCUUCUGUCCAGUUACAGAAGAGAUAGUCUUCUCUUGCACCCCUUAAUUUAAUACCUCUGCUUUCACAUUAAUAUUACCAUAGCUUUUACUGUGUCCAUUGUGUUCAGAGAUAUCUUGGAAAAGUUACAUUUGAUUGCAGUCCUGUGAUGGCAGUACUGUCAUGCAAAACCAUUGGUUUAAGAAAAAUCAAAGCUGUACCUCUUUGCCUGAGACCUUAUACCAGGAAGGCUUCAUCUGGAACUUUUUUGUGUUAAAACCCUUUUUUCCCCAGUAAAACAUGAAAUCCUGCAGUCUUAAACUGAGUAUAGUGAGGGGCUAUGAGGCUGCCAGACAGUGAAUGACUUGAAAUCUUACUUAAUUCAGGACUUUGCUAAUUGGACUACAAGCAAGCAUUAGGAGGGAAAGCAGUGGGGAACAUCUGCUACUGUGCUUCCAUAUUUAUUAUGCUGCUGUGUCAGUUGUGUGCAUGCUGUCCAGUGUGUAAAUCUCUUUUCUGUAUGUGGUAAACAGAGCAGCUACAAUCAGGGGAUGCUUUCAGUCUCUGGGACUAAGAAAUGCAGAGAAAGAUAACGUAAGAAUGCAAGAAGGGCAUGGGAUUGGGAUGGAUACCUGCAGGAUGUCUGCCAGGGAACUCGUUUUUUUUGAGAACUUUCCCAUUGAAGAGGCAGAUAUUUGUAUAGAGAAAUUUUAAGCAUGUGCCACAGCUGGCAACAUAAUGGAGUCCAGUCUGCUUUUAGAAUGUCUCUGUAGAAUUAAUUAAAUAAUGUGGUGUUGCUGCCCAGUGCUCACAACUAUCCCUGGAAGGUGAAUCCAUGUUAAGCACCAACACUGCACUGAAGCGUGUGGGCGUGAGUCGGACACUGCAAAUGGCACUGAAGAUGGCAAUCCAAAAUCCAAAUUCUUAUAACCCACUCUCCAUACUCUACUGUACACAAAAAUGGCCACCGAUAGUGAGUCUUAGGAAUAGCUGUCGGGUGUCUUUCCUUCAGUUAAACUGGAAUCUGAGAUUUUGGUGGGUAUGUUCUUGUUCAGUUCAGGCCUCAAUGAAGAGACAGAAAUUUUGUCCUCUGUUCUAGGAGUGCAGCCAGAAGCUUGUGUGUUUGCAAAAAGGAGCAAUUAUAUUUGAAGAAAAAGAAUGGAGCAAUACUGAGGGGAACUGGAGCAAAUCCUGCUUGGGCGGACACAAAUGAAAGGCAGUGGUACUGAACAGGCAUGUAAUUGUGGCAGAUUGUGAAUGAUAAAUUCAUUUUAAGUUCAGGAUGGUUGUCUUUUUGUGUGCAUAAAAGAUGACAAUAAGAUGUUUUGGGGUCUUCAGUUGCUGCCACGGUACAAUACAAAUCAGUGCAUACUGCAGAAAAAACAUUCUGUGCGUAGAAGUAGUUAAUGUUUAGAUGAUAAUAUAGAUUGUUAGAAAAUAUAGCAUUAAACUAGGAGAGGAUUAAAACAGUAUUCUGGAGUACCAAUAGAAGGGAAAUAUAUCUUGGAGCUGAAGUGUUGACAGUUUUGAAACACUCUUUUUAGUCCUUUGCACUUCAGACCAAGUGUUUCUUAGAAAUUAAAGGGAAAACAAAUGUUUGAUUGUGGAAUAGAGAGAAGAACACAGCAGUGGAAAGCAAAAUAAAAAGGUGGAGCAGAGUGCUGCUGAAGUGCCAGUAAGACAGCACAGGAGGAAGUGCAGAGCACUGUUGGAAAUAGCACAGUCCAUGUGAGUCAGUAUAUUUUGUGUGCACGUACAUGUAGAGAGAUGUGGGAGAGAGUGAGUGUCUCGGCUUGUGUGUAGCCUGGGAAAGGGCGCGCAGUACAGAACCAAAUGUUCUGCAGAUAACUUUGAGACACAUUGUCAAAACAUUUUCCACUGUUACCAACUGGGAUUCAGUUGUUUGGCUUAGCAGGGUUGGUAGUUGUAGCACAAACACUGUUUUAGCUGGCAGUUUUCUUAUGCCACAUUGUUUAGAAUUUAUCCUGUGGAAGCAGAGUAAAAAUAUUAAUGCAUAUAUCAAUAUUGCUGCAUAUCCUAGGACUCCUAAUUUUGCCCAAAUGCUAGUCAGAUAUUGAAGGUUUUUUGGCCUGUUUUUGUGUUGAAAAUCCUUUUAUGGCAGCGCAAGUAGAUGAUGGGGGAAAAGAAAGCUUUUUUCAUGAAGAGAGGUCUCCUUUCUGUAACUGCUCUGUUCAAUAGGAUGUAUCUGUUCUGCCAGAUCCUGUAUGAUAAACACCUUUUCCAAUCUCAUUGAAGAAAGGAACUCCAUUAAAAAAUACAACUGGGAGCUUGUGAGAGUGAGCAAAUACAUGUAUUAAGGGGGGGGAGGGAAGGGGAGUGGGGAAAAGAGAGACUCCCUCUGCUCUGUAGCUUCAUUGUAUGAUGCCAAGUGAUGCGUAGAAAAGCUUUUAACAAUAAAUACUUUGUUUCUUUGUAUCUCUUGCACUAACCUUAUGUGUCUUAACGAGACAGGUACAGCUGUUUUCUUUCUGCUCCAGAUAACAUUCUCAAGUUUUUGGAUUUCUCUUCACUUGAGUGUGACAUGUACAAGUUUUAAUGGGACCUGUCAAAGGUGAGAACUUCCGAUCUUUCUAAUGUUGAUUUGUUUCUUCACUGGAUUCCAUCUUCAGCCAUUUCCAUACUGAAUAAAUGAGAAAUCCUUA